Molecule: messenger RNA, 697 nt
Organism: Anopheles funestus (African malaria mosquito)
Lineage: Eukaryota; Metazoa; Arthropoda; Insecta; Diptera; Culicidae
Product: protein SREK1IP1
Exons: 3
Coding region: 133-642 (169 amino acids)
Molecular function (GO): zinc ion binding; nucleic acid binding
Source: RefSeq, a predicted model, not a curated record
UCGCGUGGAAAGCUGCUGUCAUUUGGAGUUGUAAUUGAAAUUAGAUAAACAAAACAAACGCUACAAGCGGUAUUGCGGCGUUCGCAAAGCAACAAAACGAAAUAAAAUUGUCCUCCAACAAACCAAUCGAACAUGGAAUAUCUUACCGGCCUGUCGCAAAAGGAAAAUGUUCGCGCCGCCUGUAAAAAGUGUGGUUUCCCGGGACAUCUAACGUAUCAGUGCCGGAACUAUCUGACGGUUGAUCCACAAAGCCAUGCAGUUGUGCCAAGCCAGCAGCGUCCGGGUAGUGAAUCGCCGGAACAAAACUAUCUCACGCCACUGCAGGAACUCAGAAAGCAGGAAGAGGAAGAGGAAAAACGAAAGGCCGAAAAGGCGGAACGGAAGGAACGUGCACGAAGGGCUAAGGAGGCACGCAAGGAGAAAAAGAAACGCAAACACCGCAAACGUUCACGAUCGCGGUCCAGCUCGAACAGUUCCGAUGCAAGCGAUACGGACAAUACUGACAGUAGCAGUAGUGAUGGCAAACUUAAAAAACGUUGCAAAAAUCGGUACAAGAAAAAGCUAACGAAAAAACGCAAAAAGUCCAAAAAGGGAAAGCACAGCCACAAGCGAAGAGGUCACGAUAGCAGCUCGGAUAGUUAGAAAUCCUUUGGCGUAGGUAAGAGAGCAGUAACGUUCGAUGAAGAUUACAUCGAGA